Messenger RNA from Carassius auratus (goldfish), 1045 nucleotides. RefSeq names its product zinc finger protein 271-like. Gene Ontology annotation, molecular function: RNA polymerase II cis-regulatory region sequence-specific DNA binding; DNA-binding transcription factor activity, RNA polymerase II-specific. Gene Ontology annotation, cellular component: chromatin; PcG protein complex; transcription regulator complex. The record is from RefSeq and is a predicted model, not a curated record. Gene Ontology annotation, biological process: regulation of transcription by RNA polymerase II. The transcript is spliced from 2 exons. NCBI's taxonomy places the organism in Eukaryota, Metazoa, Chordata, Actinopteri, Cypriniformes, Cyprinidae. The coding region runs from base 145 to 918 and encodes 257 amino acids.
AAGCUCCUCCCACAAACCCUGGAGAAUCAAACACACUGAAGAUACUCAAGAACAAAGAGAGUUGAUUGAAGAAUACAGGGAGAGUGAAGAAAAACAUUGAGUUCCUCUCAAACCAAACAGAAAGAUUUGAAGAAAAGAAGAGUCAUGAAAUCUGUCACGUGCACUCAGUGUGGAAAGAGUUUGUCAUGCAAUCAUAGUCUUAAUUUUCACAUGAGAGUUCACACUGGAGAGAAACCGUACACGUGUUCACACUGUGACAAGAGAUUCAGUCGUUCAGGGACUCUGAAAACACACGAGAGGAUCCACACCGGAGAGAAACCGUACACAUGUGAUCAGUGCGGGAAGAGUUUCAUUCAACAAUCAAACCUUAAGGAACACAUGAUGAUCCACACUGGAGAGAAACCACACAAGUGUUCACACUGUGAAAAGAGAUUCUUUUGGGCAGGACAACUGAAAAAACACAUGAUGAUCCACACUGGAGAGAAACCUUACCCAUGUGAUCAGUGCGACAAAACAUUUCUGAGGGUUUCAGACCUGAACCAACACCUUAAAGUUCAUACAAGGGAGAAACCACAUUCAUGUAAUUUGUGUAAAAAGAGUUUUUCACGUCUACAAAAUUUGAAAGUACAUCAGAAACUACAUACUGGUGUGAGAGAGUACAUGUGCUUUGUGUGUGAAAAGACUUUUGCUAAAGCAAAUUGUUUAAAAACGCAUGAGAGGAUCCACACUGGAGAGAAACCUUACAAGUGUUCACACUGUGACAAGAGAUUCAGUCAGUCAACAAAUCUGACAUCACAUAAGAGGAUUCACACUGGAGAAAAACCGUACAAGUGUUCACAUUGUGAUAAGAGAUUCAUUCAGUCAGGAGACCUGAAAAAACACGAGAGGAUCCACACCGGAGAAAAACCACGAUUGUGAUCAGUGUGAAAAUGGUUUUGCACACAAAAGUAUCCUUAAAGCACAUUUGAGAGUUCAUUCUGGAGAGAAACCGUUGAUCAAUGUGUCAAGAGUUUCACACAAUCUGCAAACCUUAAGGACCACAUGA